Messenger RNA from Beta vulgaris subsp. vulgaris (sugar beet), 1658 nucleotides. RefSeq lists its product as uncharacterized. NCBI's taxonomy places the organism in Eukaryota, Viridiplantae, Streptophyta, Magnoliopsida, Caryophyllales, Amaranthaceae. The record is from RefSeq and is a predicted model, not a curated record. The coding region runs from base 276 to 1403 and encodes 375 amino acids. The transcript is spliced from 2 exons.
GGAGCCGCCAUAAGAGCUACCUACCUAUCAUAUCCAUAUCUUUCUCUACACAGCAAUAUACCUAGCAGAUUUCAUCUCUCUUCACUCUAUUUUUCUCUACAUGGUAUCAGAGCUACGAGAGGUAAGUGGAAUCUGCUAAAUUUCAUUGCUUUAAUAUUGUGUAGAAAAUACUUAAAUCUGGUUUCCUAGUUCUUAGCUAAGUUACCUGAGUUAGAAGUGUCUUCUUCUUCUGCAAAGAUUAAGUCUUUCUUCAUUUAAGCUUCUUUUCUUGCAUUAUGCCUGAUAAAGAAACUUCAAAAACCACCAUAGAACCAAACAACCCUCUGUAUCUUCACCCUUCUGAUGGUCCAAACACCUUGAAGGUGGACUGUCAGUUGACAGGGGCUGCUGAUUACAGACCAUGGAAAAGAUCCAUGGAAAUAUCUCUUGCUACCAAGAGAAAACUAGGCUUUGUUACUGGAGCUUUAACAAAGUCUAGCUCAGAUCCUGUUCUGAAAGAAGCCUGGGAGGCCUGUAACAGUAUGGUUACAGCUUGGCUCCUCAAUAACAUGACAGAGUCCAUAAGAAGGUCUGUCAUGUACAUGAAAUCUUCCAAGGAAAUAUGGUUGAGUCUUAAACACAGGUUUACUGUGAGCAAUGGGAGCAGAAAAUAUAGACUGAACAAACUCACAUAUGAAGUGAAACAAAAUGAAAGACCUGUGUCUGAGUACUACACAGAUCUAAGAGUGCUUUGGGAAGAAAUAGAGUCUAUGAACGACUACCCAGCAAUUACAAGUGUAACACCUGAAGUGACUGCAUACAUAGAAGCUAUUGACCAACAGAAGGAAGAACAAAAAUUGUUUCAGUUCCUUAAUGGUUUAGACCUUGCAUAUGGGUCCUUGAAGAGUCACAUUCUGCUUAUGAGUACUCUACCUACUGUAGAAGGUGCUGUGUCUAUGGUUCAGCAAGAAGAAUGUCAGAGUGAGAGUACAAGGAAUGAAAAGGAAGAAGUCACCAGUGUAGCUCUAUACAGUAAGAAUGAAAAUAAAACUUACUGUACUGUGUGCAAAAAGAACAACCACACUGCUGAUAAGUGUUGGUUUAAGAUAGGUUUUCCUAUCAAUCACAACAAGAACAAACAAGGAAACAAGCAAUUUGAUGGCACACAGGAGAGUAGAAGUAACUAUGGAAAAGGGAAGAAUCAAAGCUACAAUGCCAGUGGUCAGCACUACAAGAAGAAGAGUGGUUAUAGUGCCCAGAUGAGUGGAGGUAAUGCUGACCUUGCCACUGCCAUUGCUCAACAACUGAAAGAAAUGAUGAAGCUAGGUCCCAGUUCAAGUAAUCUGGCCAGUAAGCAGAAACCUGAUGAUACUGAUGAUGAAAUAGAUGAGCAUUUUGCAGGAUUGCACAACACAGAGAAUUAAGGACAUAGGAACUGCCACUGGGGGACUCUAUUAUCUACAAAAUCAACCCUUCACCAUCCAAGACUCAAGAACCAGUUUGAAAUCCACCUACAUUCAACCAGCUUAUGUUUCUAAAAUACCUAAGGCUAACAGUAGUCACUGUAGUAAUGUGAAUGUAACUCACAGUUGUGAGAAACUUGUUGUUGAUCCUAAAUGUACUUUGGCUAACAAAGUGUGUAAUGUUUCUAAUGUUUGCAAUGCAAAAACCCUUGAUUA